AAGACAACAAGAAACCAAAAAAAAAUUAUUUAUUUCUUCAGAUAUUCUUGAAGUUUUACAAGAAAUGAAGACGAUUGUAUUGUUUUUAAUUAUUACAAUUCUUGUUUCAUCAUGUGCGUCAAAUAUUAUGACACAAUCUUCGUCACAAGUAAAAGCUCCUUCUUACUAUGAUGAACAGAAACCCGAAACGGAUUCAGAUGAAUAUAAUCUUGGACACUCUCCUGCAGACUUCGAAUCAGACUUUUGCCAAGAAUGUGCACAUCAUUGUAUGUAUAAAAACAAGGGUGUAUUUAGUUGUAAGAAAUAUAUUUGUAGGUGUACCUGGAAUGAACUCUCUUAACAUAUUGUAUUUUAUUUUAUAAAUUCAUAAGAUCAAAGAUUACAAUAUAAUUAAUUGAUUUUCUAUAUUUAAAAA
Molecule: messenger RNA, 415 nt
Organism: Thlaspi arvense
Lineage: Eukaryota; Viridiplantae; Streptophyta; Magnoliopsida; Brassicales; Brassicaceae
Source: the annotation of a GenBank genome assembly